AUGACAAUUGAGCGAAAGGUUGUCUCAGUCGUUGGAGCUACUGGGAAACAAGGAGGUUCCGUCGCCCGAUCAUUGCUUCAAAACCCAGAGUUCCAAGUUCGGUGUCUCACUCGUGAUACAUCAUCGACAGUUGCAGAGGAGCUACAGUCUCUUGGGGCUGAGAUUGUUCAAGUUGAUGGAGUUAAUGAGAGUGAGACUCAACAGGCUAUUGCGGGUAGCUGGGGAAUCUUUAUUAACAAUGGAUACUCCAACUCGGAUAUUGUUAGAGAUGGACGAUAUGAUCUCGACUUCGGCAACUGCAUCCUUCGCAGCGCUGCCGCCGCAGGCAUCAAACAUGUGGUUUUCAGCUCUCAGCCUUCGGCUUAUGAACUUAGCAAUGGAUUAUUCAGAACGCCUAUAUUGGAUGUAAAGGCACAUGGAGAAUCCUGGGGACGGGCAAGUCCCGCGUUCAUCACAUUUACGCCUAUUAUGUCCUCGUGGUACUUGGAAGACUUCCUCAUGCCGUCAUUUUACAAAGGAUUCGGUGGAUUUCCAUGGAACGAGGACGAUGAAGGAUAUCUCACAUUUCGGAGUCCACUCAUUGGCGGCCCGGAACACGUACCCUGGAUUUGUAUAGAUGAUGAUUUCGGUGAUCUGGUGCAUGGAAUCUUCUUGACCCCAAUGAGAUGGAAUCACCGGGUGGUUCAGGCCGUUGGAGACAUUAUCUCUUUUGAGGGCGUGGUGGAUACUUUUAUCCAAGUGACGGGUAAAAAGGCUCGCUUUAUUGGGUAUGAAGAUCCCUCGCAAUUCCCAGCCUUUGAUAAGCCUGAAUUGAAAGAAUCGAGGGACGUCUUUGCAUUUUAUCAGCUGAGAAAUGGGGAAUUAUUUGGGACCGGGAUCACUGAGUCUCAGACGGCGGCAGAGUUGAAACAAGCCGCAUUUAAAGCGAAGGGUGGAAAAGGUCGUGAGAAUCUGACAACUUGUGCCGAAUGGUUUAGGGAGGUAUUCAUUGCAUCCAAGAAAUCUUGUUAG
Messenger RNA from Penicillium nucicola, 1011 nucleotides. RefSeq lists its product as uncharacterized. Bases 1 to 1011 code for a protein of 336 amino acids. The record is from RefSeq and is a predicted model, not a curated record. The transcript is spliced from 5 exons. NCBI's taxonomy places the organism in Eukaryota, Fungi, Ascomycota, Eurotiomycetes, Eurotiales, Aspergillaceae.